AUGGGGGAUUUCAUGGUUGCAAAUGACUUGGUUGAUCCUGGCUUCUCCGGCCAUGCAUUCACCUGGACAGAUAAUAAAAUGCACGGAGUCGGAUUAAAGGUUAAGAACCUCACUAGGCUGGCUUUGGAUCACUGCCCCAUCCUUUGCUCAAUCCAGGAGGGAGGAAGGAAGACCUAUUCGCAUUGGAUCAAGUUUGAGGAUGUUUGGACGACUUUUCCUAGAGCCUGGCAACUUGUGCAGGAUAAAUGGAAGUUAAAGGAGGAGUUAGAUGGGGAAAUUAGAAUUCUGCAGGAACUUGAAUGCUCGCCUGCUGGGCUCUCUAAGGCUCAAACCGAAUCUUUGAGGUAUAAGGUGCAGCUGUUGAAAUCCACCUUGGCUAGAAUUAUGACAUGGUGGAGUCAGCGAGCUAAGGUGCGUUGGAUUGAGGAAGGGGAUGGGAAUACCCGUUUCUUUCGCACUAUGGCAUCGGCCAGGCUGCGGUCCAAUUUCAUUGAGCAACUGAAUUACCCGAACGGGCAGCCGGCUACGAAGCAAACAGAAAUUCUGAGACUGGUCUACGGUUUCUUUGCGCAGAAAUGGAACGAAAACCCAAUUACCGAAGCUGGAUGGCCCUCAUUGAAUUCUCAGCUAGCUUGCAAAGAUCGGUUUGCUGGGCUGUUGGUUGGGGAGGUAACCCAUGAUGAAAUUUGGCUUGCGGUCAGGUCUUUGGGGUCGAACCGUGCACUAGGAAGGAUGGUGUAA
Dendrobium catenatum is the source of this 741-nucleotide messenger RNA. RefSeq lists its product as uncharacterized. The record is from RefSeq and is a predicted model, not a curated record. NCBI's taxonomy places the organism in Eukaryota, Viridiplantae, Streptophyta, Magnoliopsida, Asparagales, Orchidaceae. The coding region runs from base 1 to 741 and encodes 246 amino acids. The transcript has 3 exons.